Messenger RNA from Myxocyprinus asiaticus (Chinese sucker), 4886 nucleotides. Its product is annotated as inositol-pentakisphosphate 2-kinase. The transcript is spliced from 13 exons. Gene Ontology annotation, molecular function: ATP binding; inositol-1,3,4,5,6-pentakisphosphate 2-kinase activity. Gene Ontology annotation, biological process: inositol phosphate biosynthetic process. The record is from RefSeq and is a predicted model, not a curated record. Bases 103 to 1560 code for a protein of 485 amino acids. Gene Ontology annotation, cellular component: nucleus. Lineage: Eukaryota; Metazoa; Chordata; Actinopteri; Cypriniformes; Catostomidae.
UCAGACGCGGAUUCUCCAGAAGUUUUGCGCACGAGCCCAGUCAUCUCGCAGCGGAGGAUCAAAUCUGCGCGAAACCCCGACAGUUUACGGUUCUUCUGGGUAAUGGAACUGGAUAAAAUGGACGAAAAUGACUGGAAAUAUCACGGGGAGGGCAACAAGAGCUUGGUUGUGUCGCAUUCGCAGCAUUGCCGAGUUCUGCGUCUGUUGAAGUUUCCUUCUGAAGAUUCCACGCAUACACGACAGACUGCAGAACAAGCUUUUCGACACAUCCUCAACAUUGUGGAUUAUAGUAAAUAUGUCAUGAAGCCUUUACUUGGGGAGAAAUACGUUCACAGUGGAGAGGUCGUCAAACUACCGCUGGACUUUGUGAGACAGCUGUCACUGAAAGUUCAGCAAGAACGGCCUGAACUGCGCUGUGACAAGGUCAUGGACACGUUCAGUGGGUGUGGCUUAUGUCUGCCCAACCUCACCCAGCUCCACCACCUCACAGACCACAGACCGCCUAUUUGUGUGGAGAUUAAGCCAAAAUGUGGAUUUCUACCCUGUUCUAGACACAUUACCAAGGAAUGCAAGCGCAAAGUAUGCAGAUUCUGCAUGCAUCAGCAUUUCAAAUUAGCCAAUGGAAAAUGGAAGAGACUCAGCAGAUAUUGCCCCCUGGAUCUCUUCUCAGGGAGCAAACAGCGAAUGUACGUUGCAAUGAAGAACUUGUUAGAGGAACCUCAAAACAACUUGAAAAUAUUUAAGGGUGGAGAGUUGAUAUUUAGCUGUAAAGAUGACGCCAAGCAGCAGCCCGACAUGAACGAUCUCAUUCAGCACCUUUGGCCUUAUUUCCCUCACAGUAACGGCCUUUAUAACGGCCACCAGCCUGGCAAAGCCAUUCUCAACGAGUUCAUCCAGGUGAUCUGCUCCGCCCUGCUGAGCAGCGGGGACUCGAAUCGCUCGGUAGAACCGAGAAAGAUGCACCUGUCCGAGAGCAUACCACACUGCGAGGCCAGUCCCUUCCCUAGAGAUCUGCUCCGCAAUGGUAACCACGGUCUGCCUAAAGAUAGCGUUCUUGCAAAAAUCCUUCAAGUUCAGAUGCUGGAUAACCUUGAUAUUGAAGGAGUCAACCCACUGUACAAACGAGUGGAACAAUAUCUGGAAGAGUUCCCUAAAGAGAGAAACAGACUGCAGAUAGACGGCCCUUAUAAUGAGAGUUUAAUGGACAAAGUGAAAAACUGUCCCACUGAAGAUGACGGCUCUGUAGAAUAUGCAGUUGGGAAGGUUCAUCAAUAUAGAGUUGCAAUGACUGCCAAAGAUUGCUCAGUUAUGAUAACGUUUGCACCUUGUGGGGAAGACGAGGAACACCAACCCAAUAUGGACAUCCAACCUGCGAAGCCUCGUUUUACUUAUUCGGUCUCCAUCCUGGAUCUGGACCCCAAGCCGUAUGAAGGCAUCCCUCAUCAGUACAAGCUGGACACCAAAAUCGUCAACUACUACCUGCGGAGCACGCAGGUUCCACCCCCAUCCAGCCUAUAUAAAGAGAGGCAGGAGUGCACGCUGCUCUUCCACGCUGUAUGAUACACCUCAAGACUGCUGCUUUUCAACCAAGCGUCGGAAAUGCGCAGAAGUGAAGUUCAAGUUGAAACAGAUAUACUGUUUUGGUUUUUUGUUUUCUAGUUUUUUUUUUUAGGUGUUUGCCCUCCCUGUGUUAACGGCUCCAACGAGACAGUUGGCAGCAACAAUGGAGUUCAUGGUUGUUUCCGAGGUGACCUGAUGUUUUUCUUUUUGUGGGGGAUGUUCUCACAGGGGCUGGUCUCCUAAAGCACAGCAUAUCUGAAAGAGUCAGUCAUUGACUUUAGUAGGGAGGACAAUGUUUGUGUGUUUCUCGCACUUACGGCAGUGCUACUGUGGUAUCCAAGUGCCAAAAGUGGCUUAAAGUGAUUUUUAUUAAUUAACGUUUUACAGUGCAUCAGCUUGGCCGUGUUGUCAGUUGCUGCACGGGAAGUUUGGACUUCGAAAACAGAUGAGUACUUUAGUUUAAAGGGACAGUUCACCCAGAAAUGAAUAUUCUUUCAUCAUUUACUCACUCAUAUCAUUCCCAACCCAUUUGACUUUCUUUCUUCUUCCACACCAUGUAAGGAAAUGGGGACUGGUGCUGUCAAGCACCAAAAUGACAAAAGAAAAAUCGUUUUUCACUGUAAAAACGUUUUUUUUUUUUUUUUGGCGCAUUGGAAACAAACUUUUAAGUCUGAUUUUUUUUUUUUCAAUGAAUCGUUGAAUCCAGUUAAGAAAAUGGUCAAAAUGAUUUGAUCACAACCCUGUUCAACUCACUGAUUCAGUUAUCUGGUUGCAACUGUUAAUUGCCCACAAGAGGAGAAGAUUAUCAAUGAAGAUUAGCGUAUGACUUCAGAGGAGUUGGAAUAAAACGCAUAAGUCAUUUGGUCCACUUUUGUGAUACUUUAUUGGUGCUAUUUUUGUAAUUUUGGGGCUUGACAUCCCCAGUACCCAUUUACUUUCCUUAUAUUGAAAAGAGUGGCCAGGAUAUUCUUAAAAAUGUCAUCUUUUGUGUUUGUUAGGGUGAGUAAAUAAUGACAGAAUUUUCUUUUUUGGGGGAACUAUCCAUUUAAAUUAGGCCACAUCCAAGUAUAAACCUCCAUUUUCAGUCUCCUAAUGUUGCGUUUCCAGUGUGGAUGAGAAGCAUAGAUGUAGCAAAAUCGAUGCGUUUUCAGACUAAAACAUAUUAGUGUGGGCGUGGCCUUAGACAACUGCUCCAUUACAUUCUUAAAGCUCCUGAAACAACUGAACAUGGCGAUCUAGGAUUUAUACUGACAAUCACAAACCUGUUGCAUGCUAGUGAAUGCGGUUAUGCUAACAUUGUCACUACUCCUAAGACUAUAUUAUAAAACCGUCUAACGAUAUUACUCGCUAAUGGAGUAUAACUGUAACGUGUGCUUGGCUAGCGUAAUAGUUUUCCGCCAUAUACAAAUCGAAGUGUCUUAUUGAAGCUAGUCCAUCAUCUCAACGCAUUAAACAACAGCAUUUUCCCCUAAAAUUGCUCGACACUACUACCCGUCGUCUUGUUUUCAAUCACAGACAAACAAAAGAAUUCAUAAAUUUUACAACAGCUGCGUUUGUCCCAAGAUUUAUUCCAUGUUAUUGUUCACAGAGACAUUCAUUCGUCAAAGACAGACAAUGCAGUUUUGUUAGCAGUUAGACAAGCCAGCACGUUUUCAAUAGUGAAAGGCGUCUUUUCAGUGCAGAAGUAUAUUGCUGUGCCACAGAACUGACACUGCUGAUUUAACUUUGCCAUUUUGCAUGGCACAGUUUCCAUCACUCGGUGUCCAAGUUUGGCACCUUCAACUGAAAAGCAACCAUAGCGUGACAGUUCACACCUAUUUCAAUGUGCAACUUUUAACACUAAAAAUGGCACCUCAUGGACGCCAUUCUCUUUCAUGGGGAGUACUACUGUUACAAAAUACUGUGGCGUGAGCUCCAUUCUAUUAAGUCUGAGUUUGCAGAUUGGAUGGUCUUAUGCUUCUGUUUACCUCUUUUAAGGGAAUAGUUCAUGUAAAAAUAAAGAUUGUCAUUAAUUUCUCAUCCUCAUGUGAUUUUAUAGCCCUCUGAAUACAAAAGAUGGCUUGAAGAAUGAUCAUAUUGCACGGCAAAAUCGUAUGAACUGCUUUUAUGAUGCUUUUAUAAUACUUUUUUGUUGCUUGACAGGACAUGGUUACUUUUUUGUAAUCCACUGACAAAAUAACAGCUUAUACUGUAGGUUUGUAACGACAUGUAGGACUGAAUAUUGAUGCAAUUUUUAUUUUUAAGUGAGCUAUUCCUUUAACUUGGUGUCGACUGCAUUGGCAUGCUCAACCGAGAAACGUCAAUGCUGUUACCAUCAGGAGAAUAGUGUUUUACAUGACUGAACAUUCAAAAUUGCCAAACUGUGUUCACACUCCCCUUUUGUCUUUGUGUUAUUUUGAACUGGUGUCAAACGAAGAAUUGUACGCCUUAUAUUGAGCGAAAAUGCUUUCAUUUUUUAAUCGAUUGCGUUUAUCUGGCAUGUCGCUCAGUUUUGAAGUGUUACCCUGCUGUAUUAUGAAUGCACACUACAAAAAAUAAUCAUCUUAAGUCAUUUUGUUGUGUAUUCCAGUAAAAAUAUCUAUUAUUCUAUUUUUAUAUUUACUUAAGCUAAACUUAGUAAAAUAUGAAUUCUAACUAUUAAAUCUUUCUAAAUGUUGUUACAUUUAUGCUUAACACAAGACAAAACAAUUUGGCAAUGGGGUACAAAAAACAAAAUUGAAGACUUUUAUCUGAAAACAUGACUUACACUUUCUUGAGAAGCAAAACUGUAAGAUAGUAUCUUGUUUUAAAGGAUGUUAAGAGUUUUACUGAAAAAAAAAACGAUAAAAUACGGGUUAAGAAAAUUAUUUUUAGCAGUGUGUAUUUUCUCCACACCAAAGUUUUCAACUUUGGAAAAUAAGCAGCUCUAGCCAUGUAUAUUUUACUUGGCCUUUGUUUAAAAACAUCUUUCCCCCUCUUUGAAGCGAUACGAAACCAGAAGUUAUUAAUCAGAGGUGGCGACUGUGUUACUCUGAUAAACUGAAGAUCUGUAAUCAUUAUCUAGGUAGGAAUGGACAUUAAUUCUAAACAAUAAACAAUGAAAAUCACAGUCUUUGUGAUGGGAUCUAAUGUUAAAAUGUAACUAUUUGAAAAUACAAAGUGGAUUUGCUGUCAGACAUUUUGUAUUUAAAAUUAUUUAUUUUUCUAGCUCGUCUAAUGAUGUAUAUUUCAAUAACGUGUGGGCAUAUCAUGCGUAAAAUGAUUGAUACGUACAGGUGGUAUAAAUAUAUAGUUCCUAACGGGUGAUUGCACAGGUGUUUGUAUCAAAUAAAAUGAUUAGAUAUGAA